ACGCAGGCCGUCUCUUUCCCUCAGUCAGAGUUGCUUUAAACAGGAUUUCGUGUGACCCAGAGAGAGAGAGAGGGACUGUUAAAUAGUCUUUGCAGCCCAGAGAUUGAGAUCACUAGGGUGUAUAUCCCCCAUGACCCAUGUUUAUUGUAAUCCAUUCACACUGUGGUCAAACCAGCUUGUAAAUCAUCAUCAUGAAAUCCAUUUUAAAAAGAAACAAAACUGGAAAAAUGAAGGCGUGCUGGUUUGUUUGCAUGAGCAUCCUAGCUUUUGCAUUUUGUUUUCAAUCACAACUCGCUCUCAAGUGUAGCUGUUGUAAUAGAAGAACAUUGCAUGACAAUCAUUUUUAAAUGUAAUGUUAAUUACACUGAGAAGCAUUUGUAGUUGUGUUCAGGAAGGAUCUUGCUGCACCAGACUUACCAUACAGAAACAGUUACGAGAGGGUAAGUGAAGGUUUUUGGUAACUCGCUGGUAAGUUAUGAUAGCAAAGCUUUCAAACUGUGACCAUCCAUUGAGUCUGUAUAGCCAGUUCCAGAGGCCCCCCCUUGGAGAGUGGGGAUACAAGAGAUUACAUACCAUGUGCAAUACAAUACAUUUAUACAUACCAUGUGCAAUACAAUACAUUUAUACAUGCCAUGUGCAAUACAAUACAUUUAUACAUGCCAUGUGCAAUACAGUUAAAGGAGUCAGACUCGCAUAUUUCCCAGACAGUAAUUUUCAGAUUGUAUGUGACUUUUUCUAAGGGAAGGCCGCUUGAUAGCCAAGCACCCUACUGUACUGUAUCUCGGUGCAUGUCACAGCGAGGCCCCUCCCUUCAUUAUUCCAGCUUUGUUCUGCCUCUGUCUGCUCAGAUUGCAGGUGCUCUCACUGGAGAGUGGGGCGGGGGAGGUGGGGGGGGAGAUAGACAGGGACAGAAGAUGGAAGUCACUGCUGUCCCUGCAGUGGAACAAAUGACAGAAGCUGUUCUUUAGAAUUCACAGGAUACCCGUAUUCCACUGAGGGAAUAAGAGGGGCGCCCAGGCAGAAACCUACUGCAAAAGCCUGAGAGAUGAACAUUGUUGUCUGAUAUCAAAUGUUGAGCUGUUCUGAUAUAAAAGUCCUCUGUGUUCGCCAACAACUUUUAUUUUUUUGUAUCCUGCCAUAUUUUGAUAUAAUGGACUCUUGCUGACCAUCAGACCCACAGUUUUUCUAAAAGAAAGACUUGACUGUGAUGUGCUUUCCUGGAAACCUGUAUAUUCCUGAUCUCAACAAUACAAUAAAGAGCCCUGAGUAACUGCCUGCCAGUCAUUUUACUCUACUGAAGGAAAUUUCCAUCCCUGAUCAAUAAGAUCAGUCGACUGCGGUUUUUCAUACAGGUCACUCAAACAGUGGAGAGAGACCCCAUGCAAAAUAAGAAUGAUUUUUGAUUCCAAGUGUUCUGCAAGCAUACACUUUCACAUUGUGCCUGUCUAUGGUUUCUGACUUUGGUCACUUGUGCAAUGUCAAAGCUGGAGGAACGUAACUCCAGAAAGAACAACAGAAAAACAGCGGCCUGUCAGUUUCACAUGCCCGCCCUGCAGCUCUUCAUUUUUAAUGUGCCAAAAAAGAGCAAAUAAAUCCUAGUCUCUCGGAUGGGAUACUGCCAAGAGCAAAGUCAUCCAGAACUUGUACGUCCACCCCCAGCAAUACAGCAACUGCAACUUUCAUUGCUUUCAUUGGUUUAGUUUGAUCCCCCCCCUGAUUUAAAGUCAGUAAUAGAAAUGUGGUUGUGCUUCUGCAGACCCCCCCCCCCCCCCCAAAAUUGCUAUAGCUUUUAGAAAAUGUAACCAGGGAAGAAUAAUGUGGAAACAAAGUGUCAACGCUUUUCCAUCUGGAAGAAAUAGACUGAAACAUGUGCGUUCCAACGCGUUCAGAAAAUGUGUCUGUAUAAAGUGGGUUCAAACUGGUGUGAAAAUUGUAUAGAAUGAUACUUGACAACUCUGCUGUCCUGUUUAUUUUAUUUAUUUAUUUAUUUAUUUAUUUAUGAUUUGUUAAAUCUGUUCGAUCUGUUAAAUUUGUACUAAAAAAUGUUGCUCUCCACAAACUUUAUUUAAUUUUUUAUACAUUGUGUUUGUUUUAUGAAAAUGCAUUACUGGAUAUUUGACAUGUUCUGAUGUCUUUUUAAUUUAAAUAUUUUAAAUAAAAUGUUCCUGUUGUCCUUCAUUCAGUAAGAGUUGCUGCCGGUGUGUGUGUGUGUGUGUGUGUGUGUGUGUGCGCUCUCCUGAAUAUACAGGGAUGAGAGGCUGCUGUUCUUCUGGUUCUACAGGUGCUGAGUAGAGGAUUUCAUGGAGGUGAGAUGAGUAUGUGGGGGGGGGGAUUCAAUGAGAUUCAUCAGUUACUCUGCUGUCUUUUUGUUUCUCUCACUUUCUGCUCUUUAUUUUUUUUCCUCUGUUGUAAUAAUUUAAACUGCUGAUGUUUUAUUUCCAGGGAUAAAACAAACCCCCCUGUUGUCCUCUCCCUUCUCCUCCCCAGUCUGACUGUAGGUACAAUGUCUUUCUGUCCGCACGAUAGAAGCAAACAGGGAAGAAUGUAUUCAAUAGGAUGAAACCUGUCCUGCCUUUGUAUGAGAAACGGUAUCAUGCUUGUCAGUAUUUCUUUGUUCUUUUCAAAGGAUCUUUUUUUAUAGAAACGAAAGAAAGGUAAAUAUAUACACACAACACAGUACAUCGCAGAUUGCUGAGGUCGCUUUAGCAGUUUUUGUUGACUGUGUUCGUUCUCACAGCCAUCUGUGGUUUUCUUUUAAAGGUAGAAGUUUGCUGAAUUUUAGCUUUCCUGUGUAGUUUCAAAUACUGAUAAAAAAUUUAGCAGACUCUGAAGGGAAGAAAGCCAUUGCGUGUGCUUGUAUUUGUUUUUUAAAUUGUAUAGCUGGUAUUUGUAGAUGUCGGUGGGGGUGAGACUCACGCCCUGUUUCUUGUCUGCCCCUCCCCUAGGCCUUCGUGGUGAAGGGUCUGCUGGAGUACACACAGCACAGCGAGCCUCGCGUCGCCUACGGCUUGCUGCUGGUCCUCGGGCUCUUCAUGACGGAGGUGAUCCGGUCCUGGUCUCUGGCCCUCACCUGGGCCCUUAACUACCGCACUGGCACCCGGCUCCGAGGGGCAAUCCUCACCCUGGCUUUCCAGAAGAUCCUCCGGCUGAAAAACAUCAAGGAGAAGUCAAUGGGCGAGUUGAUAAACAUGUGCUCCAACGACGGUCUGCGGAUGUUCGAAGCUGCCGCGGUGGGGAGUUUGUUGACCGGCGGCCCGCUCAUAGCAAUCCUCGGGAUGGUUUUUAAUGUGAUCGUUCUCGGACCUACAAGUUUACUGGGAUCCGCGGUCUUCAUUCUCUUCUACCCAGCCAUGAUGUUUGUCUCCAGACUCACAGCCUAUUUCAGAAGGAAGGGGGUCGCGGUGACAGAUGAGCGGGUGCAGAAGAUGAAUGAAAUCCUCAACUACAUCAAGUUCAUAAAGAUGUAUGCCUGGGUGAAAGCGUUUUCCCAGGCUGUGCAGAAGAUCCGCGAGGAGGAGCGGAGGAUCCUGGAGCGUGCCGGGUACUUCCAGAGCAUCACGGUGGGGGUUGCUCCCAUCGUGGUGGUGAUUGCCAGCGUGGCUACCUUCUCCGUGCACAUGCUGCUGGGCUAUGACCUCACCGCAGCCCAGGCCUUCACAGUUGUGACGGUCUUCAAUGCCAUGACGUUCGCUCUCAAAGUAACCCCCUUCUCUGUGAAGUCUCUGUCCGAGGCCUCCGUGGCUGUAGACAGGUUUAAGAGUUUAUUUCUAAUGGAGGAGGUUCAGAUCAUAAGGACAAAGCCAUCGAACCCCCUCAAUGCCAUAGAGCUGACAGGCGCCAGCCUGGCGUGGGACACGUCCAGCACCAGCGCCUACCCCACACCCAAAGGCACCCCGAAACUGAAGAAAGACAAGGGCAAGAGGAAAGACCGGAAGAGGCAGGAGGAUGAGGAGGAGGAGGAGAAGGGGCUGGGGAAGCAGGGAGUGCUGGCUGAGCAGAAAGGACAUCUGCUGCUGGACAGUGACGAGCAGCACAGCCCAGGGGAUGAGAACAAGGUGAUCCAGAGCAUCAGCCUGCGACUGCAGAGGACUCUGCACUGCAUCGAGCUCUCCAUCGAGGAGGGGAAGCUGGUUGGGAUCUGUGGCAGUGUGGGGAGUGGAAAGACCUCUCUGAUUUCAGCCAUAUUGGGACAGAUGACCCUGCUGGACGGCAGUAUCGCUGUGAACGGGAACUUUGCCUAUGUGGCUCAGCAGGCCUGGAUCUUUAACUCCUCCCUGAGAGACAACAUCCUGUUCGGGAAGGAGUACGAGGAGGACAGGUACAAUACAGUGCUGAGUGCUUGCUGUCUGAGAACUGACCUGGCUAUCCUCCCCAAUGGUGACCUGACAGAGGUCGGGGAGCGCGGAGCUAACCUGAGUGGGGGGCAGAGGCAGCGCAUCAGCCUGGCCAGGGCUCUGUACAGCGACCGCGCCAUCUACAUACUGGACGACCCCCUGAGCGCACUCGACGCACACGUGGGCAACCACAUCUUCAACAACGCCAUCAAGAAGCAGCUGAAACUGAAAACCAUCCUGUUUGUCACUCACCAGCUCCAGUACCUGGUGGACUGUGACGAGGUGAUCUUCAUGAAAGAUGGCAGCAUCACAGAGAAGGGAACCCAUGAGGAUCUGAUGGGUCUGAACGGGGAUUAUGCUGCCAUGUUUAACAACCUGCAGCUGGGAGAGGCCCCUCACAUCGAGGUUAACAAGAAGAACACCAACUCCCUGAAGAAGCCCCCAGAGAAAGGACCCAAGGCUGGGUCUGUGAAGAAAGAGAAGACAGUCAACAAAGAUGAUGGUCAGCUGAUGCUGGUGGAGGAGAAAGGCACGGGCUCCGUGCCCUGGUCUGUGUACGGAGCCUACAUCCAGGCAUCUGGGGGCCCCGUGGCCUUCCUGCUCAUCCUGGCUCUCUUUGUGCUCAACGUGGGCAGCACCGCCUUUAGCAACUGGUGGCUGAGCUACUGGAUCAAGCAGGGCAGCGGGAACACGUCUGUGGUGCUGGGCAAUGACACGGUGCUGAGUGACAGCAUGAAGGAUAACCCCCACAUGCAGUACUACGCCGGUAUCUACACCCUCUCCAUGGUCCUCAUGCUGCUUCUGAAGUUUGUGCGUGGGAUUGCCUUCGUCAAGGGCACGCUCCGGGCCUCCACCAGACUCCAUGAUGAGCUGUUCCGUAAGAUUCUGCGCAGUCCCAUGAAGUUCUUUGACACGACCCCCGCGGGGCGCAUUCUCAACCGCUUCUCAAAAGACAUGGACGAAGUGGACACCCGGCUGCCCUUCCAGGCUGAGAUGUUCAUUCAGAAUGUCAUCCUGGUGGUCUUCUGCCUGGGCGUCAUCGGCUACGUGUUCCCCUGGUUUCUCGUGGCGGUCGGGCCCCUGUUCAUCCUCUUUAUCAUCCUGCACAUCGUCUCCAGGGUUUUCAUCAGAGAGCUGAAGCGUCUGGAUAACAUCACCCAGUCUCCCUUCCUGUCGCACAUCACCUCCAGCAUCCAGGGGCUCACCACUAUCCACGCUUACGACAAGGGAGCGGAGUUCCUGCACAGAUACCAGGAGCUGCUGGAUGAUAACCAGGCUCCCUUCUACCUGUUCAACUGUGCCAUGCGCUGGCUGGCAGUGAGGCUGGACAUCAUCAGCGUGGCUCUGAUCAGCAUCACGGGCCUCAUGAUCGUUCUCAUGCACGGGCAGAUCCCUCCAGCAUAUGCAGGGCUCGCCAUCUCCUACGCAGUGCAGCUCACAGGCCUCUUCCAGUUCACUGUGCGUCUAGCCUCGGAGACCGAGGCACGAUUCACUUCUGUGGAGAGAAUAAACCAUUAUAUAAAGUCUCUAGCUCUGGAGGCUCCAGCCCGUAUUAAGAACAAGGCUCCCCCCAAGGGCUGGCCCCACGAAGGGGAGAUUGUCUUUGACAACACCGAGAUGAGGUACCGAGAGAACCUGCCCCUGGUCCUCAAGAAAGUGUCCUUCACCAUCAGGGCCAAGGAGAAGAUCGGCAUCGUGGGACGCACAGGCUCAGGGAAGUCCUCUCUGGGUGUGGUUCUGUUCCGGCUGGUGGAGCCCUGUGGUGGAUCCAUUAAGAUCGAUGGGGUGAACAUCAAUGAGAUUGGGCUGGCAGACCUGCGCAGCAAGCUCUCCAUCAUCCCCCAGGAGCCUGUGCUGUUCAGCGGCACGGUCAGGUCUAACCUGGAUCCCUUCAAACAGUACAAUGAGGAGCAGGUCUGGGACGCCCUGGAGAGGACCCACAUGAAGGAGUGUAUUGCUCAGCUGCCCCUGAAGCUGGACUCGGAGGUGGUGGAGAACGGGGAGAAUUUCUCGGUGGGAGAGAGGCAGCUGCUGUCCGUGGCUCGAGCUCUGCUGCGCUGCUGCAAGAUUUUGAUCCUGGACGAGGCGACGGCAGCUAUGGACUCGGAGACGGACUCUCUGAUCCAGGAGACGAUCCGCGAGGCGUUCGAGGACUGCACCACGCUGACCAUCGCCCACCGCCUGCAGACCGUGCUGAGCUGUGACCGCAUCAUGGUGCUCAACCAGGGAGAGGUUGUGGAAUUUGACGAGCCCUCCAACCUUUUAGCCAAUGAAAACUCUCGAUUCUGCGCCAUGCUGGCUGCUGUGGAUAACAAGAUCACAGUGAGGGGCUGAAGGGCAUGACCCGAGCCGUGCAGAAACGCGACGGAAUGAGAAGGACCCUGUGUACCCGGGAAUGGAAACCUUUCUCUUGCCAGUAGAGCGGAUUCCUGUCCUUGAGACUCUGCACAGCCUUGUCAUGCCUUCCUGUUAGCCCCUGUGAAGGGGCGGGUGUGUUACACUGUGUGUGGAGGAGGGACCCCCAAGUCUCGUCAUGACACAGACGCCUGUUUAUAGAGCAAACUGUUUUUCUUCUACGUUUUAAUACUAAAUGCACUCCUAUAAAUAACGUGGUUCAGGGAACCGUAGAUUUAAAAAAAAUGAAAUAAGCAUAAUCCAUGUGUAUAUAGAAUAUAUAUAUAUAUAUAUUACUGUGAAAAUGUUGUUUUAUUUUGUACUUUUUCAUUUGGGUACUGUGUUUUCACAGUGUUGACUUUUUAUCAUGUACUUGUACAGCCUCACUGUACUGGAAUGUGUUUACUAGAAGGCUGCGAGAGGCAGGUUUAGUGUCAUGCUCGACAGUCUUUUCUUUUCCCGUGCUUCUGAAAUAUAACUGUCUGAUCAUGUUGUUUCGAAUGUCCUUCAUCGCAUGCCAGGGGGCAGUGCAGUUGAAAUGUUUCCCAUGCUGCAGGCACUUGCCUUGUUUCUGGAGUGAUCAGACAGCCAGGGGGAGGUAUGGCUAGCACCCAGGAGGGUCAGCUGGACUGGGGAAAGAGUAGGGAGGUGGGGUUUGAGGUUUCCUGUAUGCUCCAAUGUGACUGGGGCACAUGGAGAAAGUGGGAGUUACCCCUACUCCCUUAGUUUAAAGAUCCCUGUGUGUGUUUAAUUUUAUUUAUUAUUUUUUUAAAUCCUGGCUUGCAGUCAGGUUCCUGCUCAGCUGAGGUUUUUCAUCACAUUCCCUGACUCAAUCGAGUGGCAUUUCGGGUCUAAUUUUGCUGGGUCUUUUGCUGUGGAGCUUUGAACAGUUAUCUAAUAAUCUGUGUUUAUUUUUGAUGUUGCCGCUUUCUUCAGUGCUGAGCUGCUCAUUGAAACCUCAGCAUUGGGUUACACUGCCAUCUUCUGGUGAUCAGCCUGUCACUGCAUGUCAGGUGCAGGUUUCAAUAUACCAUAUUAGCCAGUCUGGAGCUCACUGCCUCUUUCCGAAAUAUUUUAUUUGACUUCCAUUGACAUAUUUUUGAUAGCCUUAGCAUGACUGCAUACAUGCCUUGUAGAGGGAAAGGUGGGGACAAGGGAGAGAGGAAAUCUAUAAAACGUUUAAUAAAACUAUUUUUGAGUUUA
This is a messenger RNA of Acipenser ruthenus (sterlet), 7931 nucleotides long. Its product is annotated as ATP-binding cassette sub-family C member 5. The transcript has 26 exons. The record is from RefSeq and is a predicted model, not a curated record. The coding region runs from base 3033 to 6668 and encodes 1211 amino acids. NCBI's taxonomy places the organism in Eukaryota, Metazoa, Chordata, Actinopteri, Acipenseriformes, Acipenseridae. Gene Ontology annotation, cellular component: membrane. Gene Ontology annotation, biological process: transmembrane transport. Gene Ontology annotation, molecular function: ATP binding; ATP hydrolysis activity; ABC-type transporter activity.